AUGGCCUUUAACAAUCUGACAUCAAAGGCUGUGCUACUGUAUGAUGAAUGGAUUAAAGAUGCCGAUCCAAGACUGGAAGGCUGGCCACUCAUGUCUUCACCUUUUCCAACAACCAUUAUCAUUGGAACCUACAUUUAUUUUGUCACUUCCUUAGGACCCAAACUCAUGGAAAAUAAAAAACCUUUUGAACUUAGGCAGAUAAUGGCGCUUUAUAAUUUUAGUGUGGUAACCCUCUCUUUAUAUAUGACUUAUGAAUUUCUUAUGUCGGGUUGGGCCACAGGGUACUCAUUCCGGUGUGAUGUCAUUGACUACUCGAGGUCACCUACAGCUCUAAGAAUGGUACGAACUUGUUGGCUUUACUACUUUUCCAAGUUCAUUGAAUUAUUAGACACUAUAUUUUUUGUGCUGCGUAAGAAAAACAACCAAGUUACAUUCCUGCAUGUCUUUCAUCAUUCCAUCAUGCCAUGGACCUGGUGGUUUGGAGUCAAAUUUGCUGCAG
Messenger RNA from Nipponia nippon (crested ibis), 499 nucleotides. NCBI's taxonomy places the organism in Eukaryota, Metazoa, Chordata, Aves, Pelecaniformes, Threskiornithidae. The record is from RefSeq and is a predicted model, not a curated record.